Molecule: messenger RNA, 3326 nt
Organism: Acanthaster planci (crown-of-thorns starfish)
Lineage: Eukaryota; Metazoa; Echinodermata; Asteroidea; Valvatida; Acanthasteridae
Product: glutamine--tRNA ligase-like
Biological process (GO): glutaminyl-tRNA aminoacylation; translation
Cellular component (GO): cytoplasm; cytosol; aminoacyl-tRNA synthetase multienzyme complex
Molecular function (GO): glutamine-tRNA ligase activity; ATP binding
Source: RefSeq, a predicted model, not a curated record
GUACAGUACAUGUACACAUGUGCGUGCAUCUGCAGCUCAAGUGCCAACUGCAACUGCCUGAAACAUUACUGCCGCGCUGCAAUUAUGUCGAUCCGCGGUGAUUUAGUAGGCCUGUUUACCAGUAUCGGACUGAGCGAACAGAAAGCCAAGGAAACGUUGAAGAACGAGUCAUUAGCCAAUGACUUAGUACAAGUAAUUUGCGAGGCAAAGAAGUACAAUGGUGGGCGUGCCAUCGAUAAGGCAUGUGGUAUGCUGCUGUAUCACGUAGCGACGAGGUUGAAGAACAAACGCCGUCUGGGCUUCCUCCUGCAGUACAUCAUUUCGAAGAGGUUGAGCUCGGAACCUCAGUUAACGGCUGCACUUGAUUUCUUCAAGUCGCACCCGACUGAUCCGAUCGAUGUAAAAGCAUUUGAGGUGGCAUGCGGCAUUGGCGUCGAGGUCACUCCUGAACAGAUUGAAGAGGCCGUGGAAGUGGUGAUACUAAAGCACUCGGCAGGCUUGCUGGAGAAGAGAUACCAUUACAACAUGGGAAGCAUCAUGGGGGAAGUUCGUCAGGUGCUGAAGUGGGCAGACGGGAAGGCCAUUAAGAAUGAAUUGGACAUGCAGGUGCUGGAUCUGCUUGGUCCCAAGACAGAUGCAGACAGAGAGAAACCAACCAAGACGAAGGAGCCAAAGGCAAAAGGCAAGACGAAGGAGGAACAGAAGAAAUCUGAACCGGAGAAGGAGUUGGAGUCCCCUGCAGAAGGCGGAGCCGAAAACAUCAACCAACUGAUGGGGGAGGCUGUGAAAUUUCAUAAACCAGGAGAGAACUAUAAAACUGAUGGCUAUGUUGUCACCCCUAAAACCAUGGAAAUACUGAAGCAACACCUGCAAUUCACAGGUGGUCAGGUGCGGACGCGUUUCCCCCCAGAACCAAAUGGAAUUCUCCACAUUGGCCACGCAAAGGCCAUCAACUUCAAUUUUGGCUAUGCAAGGGCUCACGGUGGCAUUACCUUCUUGCGGUAUGACGACACCAACCCUGAGAAGGAAGAGGAGAAAUUCUUCACAGCAAUCCUUGAUAUGGUCCGAUGGCUGGGCUACGAGCCGUGUGACGUCACGCACGCUUCUGAUUACUUCCAAGAACUGUACGACUUGGCAGUGGAUCUUAUACGCAGGGAUUUGGCAUACAUUUGUCACAUGAGACCGGAGGAGAUCAAAGGUCACAACAAUCCGGAUUCGCCUUGGAGGGACAGGCCCAUUGAGGAAUCGCUCAAGCUGUUUGAUGACAUGAGACGGGGUAAGAUCGCCGAAGGCGAGGCUGUCCUACGGAUGAAGCACACCCUGGCAGAAGGGAAGAAAGACCCUGUGGCAUAUCGCAUCAAGUUUACGCCUCACCACAGAACCAAAGACCAGUGGUGUAUCUACCCAACCUAUGACUACACCCACUGUCUAUGUGACUCACUGGAGCACAUCACGCACUCCUUGUGCACUAAAGAAUUCCAAUCCAGGCGCCAGUCCUAUUACUGGCUGUGCAAUGCACUGGAUCUCUACUGCCCUGUGCAGUGGGAGUAUGGACGACUUAACAUGAACUACUCUGUGGUAUCCAAGAGGAAGAUUGGCAAACUCAUUGAAUACGGUAUUGUCAGAGAUUGGGAUGACCCGAGGCUGUUCACCUUAACGGCCCUUCGGCGUCGGGGCUGCCCGGCUGAAGCUAUCAACAAUUUCUGUGCCAAGAUUGGAGUAACGAUGUCACGUGUGACUUUUGACCCCUCUCUGCUUGAGUCCUGCAUGAGGGAAGUGUUGAAUAACUCGGCACCCAGGGCCAUGGCGGUGUUGGACCCACUCAAGGUCACCAUCGUGCCUGAACGAAAGCCCGAGUUAUUGAACGUUCCAGUGAUCCCUCAUGACAGCAGCAAGGGAACACGGGAGAUGCUCUUCACCUCGGUCGUCUACAUCGAGCAGAGCGACUUCAGCGAGAAUCCAGAGAAGGGAUAUAGGCGGCUGACUCCCUCCCAGCCGGUGGGUCUGAAGUACGCUGCGCAAGUCUUGACGGUGCAGUCCAUAAUCAAGGACAAAUCUGGUCGAGUGACGGAACUCAGGGUGACGUCCCAGCCUGUUGACAUGGUGCCCAAGCCCAAAGCCUUCAUUCACUGGGUCUCAGAACCCAUCGAGUGUGAAGUCCGAAUCUACGGCAGACUGUUCCAACACAAACACCCGGAAGACCCAACAGAAGUGCCUGGAGGUUUUGUGAGCGACUGCAAUACGGAUUCUCUGAGCGUGAUACCCAAUGCGCUGGUUGACCGGUCGGUCAAGGGAGCCAAAGUCUAUGACAAGUUCCAGUUUGAGAGGAAUGGCUACUUCUCUGUCGAUACCGACUCCAUGCCCGACAAGCUUGUUUUCAACCAAACUGUGGCUCUCAAGGAAGAUGCCAGCAAAAACUGAGUGUCAUCUACACGGUUGCAUGCGCACAGUAUCGGCCUGCUUUACAACCCAUAUAUAUAUCUGUCUUUGAAGUUGUCUUUUCUCACAGUGAUUAUUGUAGGCUUUUAAACCUCUUCUUUCUUGUAGUUGGUGUUGUUAGAAAAGGGUAGUCUCAGGUAGAGCUUCUUCUAAGUUUGCUGAGCAGCGAAACGUGUGGUGGGCCAAUGCUAGGCUGCCUGCCAAUCCAUGAGUUCCAUCGCCUUGAAAAAGUUCUCCAUUAAUUUUUGCCCUGCAAAUGAAGUUACAGAAACAAGGAAACUUUCAUGCGAACCAUGAAAUGACCCGAGGGCUUUUAAUGAGCGAGAAUAAUGCAUUCACAUGCAUGAACCAAGAAUCUACAACUGAUUAGGAAAUCAGGAAAAGGCCUUUUUUGCUUAUAGCUGGAUUAUGUAGUUGAUUUAGCGUAUAUGAAAAUGAAACUAUGUGUAUUGUUUUUUAAAGAAUCAAACAUUUUGCCCCUGAAGAUCUAUGCACGUAAUCCUACCAAAUCAGAGGCAAUAUCUUGAAAAACACUCCUGAAGAAAUCUUCUCGAUGCACUGCUCAACAGCGCAAACAUAUCUUUACUCUUUUUAAAAGAAUGAGCAUCUGGUUGAGGCAUAUUCCGUUUAUUUGUGUCAUUUUCUUUCUGAAAUCUCUGAAUUGAUGACACCAAUAGUCCAUUACAUUGGUUUGUUGGGGGGGGGGUGUCCAGCCUGUAGCCUUCUGAGCCAUUUUUUGAUAGUGGCCAUGUAACCAUGCUGAUAAGGCAGUCCAUAGUCAUAGGGUUGGCAGAAGGGUAAAAUAUUGGCAAUAGACUUUAUUCACGGGGGCGGUCAUGUUGAAUUUGAAAGCGAGGUCAACUCUUCAUUUUUGAAUGUUGAGAGUA